AUGGUAUUGGCAGCCGUAGCCCAGAUGAAAUCCACGGGCGUGAUCGCCGACAACCUCGCGCAAGCCGUAUCGAUCAUCCGCUCAGCCGCUCGAGCGGGUGCCAAAGCCAUCUUCUUACCGGAAGCGACCGACUUCAUAGCACCGACCGCCAACGUUGCCGCUCUCACACGCUCCGCAGACAACGUCAAAUUCGUGCAGGGCCUCCAAUCGGCUGCAAAGGAAGCAAGCGUCUGGGUGUCGGUAGGAGUCCACGAACCUCCGUCCAAAAGCCAGGAUGACGCUGACAACUCGAACAACAACGGCCGUUUGCGAUGCUACAACACUCAGCUACUCAUCGACCAGCACGGCGAGAUCUUGGAUAAAUACCGGAAGCUGCACCUGUUUGAUGUCGACAUCAAGGGUGGAUUGAAGAUCCUCGAAAGCGAUUCAACCUUGAAGGGCAGCGAGCUGCUGAAGCCGAGGCAAACUCCGUUGGGCAAAGUCGGACUCUUGACGUGCUACGACCUCAGGUUUCCCGAACCAUCGCUCUCAUUGAGAAGGCAAGGAGCUCAAUUGCUUACCUACCCAUCGGCAUUUACCGUAAGAACAGGCGCAGCACACUGGGAAACAUUGCUAAGAGCUCGCGCCGUCGAGACCCAAUCCUACGUUCUUGCAGCUGCUCAGGUGGGAGCACACGAUGGCACCAAGCGUGUCUCGUGGGGUCAUGCGAUGAUCGUGGACCCUUGGGGAUCCAUUAUCGCCCAAUGCCCCGACAUUCAGCCAUACAAACCAACCUUCUGCCUCGCCGACAUCGACCUCGGAUCGCUCGAAAACACACGCAAGGAAAUGCCGCUAUGGGAGCAGAGAAGAGACGACAUCUUCCCUCAAAUCUAA
Molecule: messenger RNA, 873 nt
Organism: Sporisorium graminicola
Lineage: Eukaryota; Fungi; Basidiomycota; Ustilaginomycetes; Ustilaginales; Ustilaginaceae
Exons: 1
Coding region: 1-873 (290 amino acids)
Molecular function (GO): hydrolase activity, acting on carbon-nitrogen (but not peptide) bonds, in linear amides
Source: RefSeq, a predicted model, not a curated record